ACCUCGCACAUCUGCCAUGUUAUCUCUCCAUGGCCUGAGAGGCCUCACGCUUGCAUCUCUUGCCUGCGGGGCUUCAUCCUUCACUAUGAAUCACUUCGCGGCGGGCGCGGCUCUGCGACGGACAUCCCCAAUAGCUGUAACUUCUCGAAGACUGCUAAGCCGUGGGGGAGCGACGCGGGCGACUCCUUGCAUGGCCUCCGCCGAGCACUUUGACUAUUUAGUGAUAGGGGGUGGGUCUGGGGGGGUAUCUAGUGCCCGCCGAGCUGCGACAUAUGAUGCCAAGGUGGCUGUGAUCGAGGCAAGUGCUAUGGGUGGAACCUGCGUGAAUGUUGGCUGCGUCCCGAAGAAGGUCAUGUGGAAUAGUGCCCAUGUGAUGGACAUGGUCAACGAGGCGAAAAAUUUCGGCGUGGUCACGUCUGCUGGCAAGGUCGACUGGCCCGCCCUCAAGGAAGCCCGCGACACGUACAUCACCCGCCUCAACGGCAUAUACGAGCGUAACCUGGGGAACUCUGGGGUGGAGAUCAUCGAGGGUUAUGGCUCCUUCGUUGGGCCCAAAACGGUGCAAGUGGAAGGAGUGGAAUACACCGCCGACCACAUUCUUGUUGCUGUCGGCGGAAGACCCACGAUGCCUACUUUGGAAGGAGCGGAACACUGCAUCGACAGCAACGGCUUCUUUCAGCUAGAGGUACGACAUGUCUCCCGGUAG
This is a messenger RNA of Ectocarpus siliculosus, 706 nucleotides long. Lineage: Eukaryota; Phaeophyceae; Ectocarpales; Ectocarpaceae. The record is from the annotation of a GenBank genome assembly.